Molecule: messenger RNA, 507 nt
Organism: Triticum turgidum subsp. durum (durum wheat)
Lineage: Eukaryota; Viridiplantae; Streptophyta; Magnoliopsida; Poales; Poaceae
Source: the annotation of a GenBank genome assembly
AUGAGGACGGAGAUGGUGAUCAGGAUGCAGGCGAGCUCCGACAAGGGCCAGCACUCCAAGGCCAUGAAGAUCGCGGCGGCAAUCGACGGAGUGGAGUCGGUGACGCUGGCGGGGGAGGGGCGGAACCUGCUGCGGGUGGUCGGCGAGGGCGUCGACUCCAACCACCUCACCAGCAGGCUGCGGCGGAAGGUGGGCCACGCCGACAUCGUCGAGCUGCGCACCCUGCAGGCGGGCCGCGGCUACGCGAGCGCCACCAACGCUGCCGCCGGAGCCGGCUACCACUCUUCGCAGGCCGCGGGCGCGGGCGAACGCGGGGACGCUGCCGCCUAUGGGGGGUACAACAGUUACACUACGGCCGGCUACUUGCCGGUGGCCGCCGAUCAGUACCACCGCCAGCAGCAGCAGCCGUCGUACGAGUACGAGUACUACCCGCCGGCGCCGUACCCUGCCACCGUCGUCCACCACGAGUACACGACCGGCGAUCCGACCGGCUGCUCCAUCAUGUAG